Molecule: messenger RNA, 2058 nt
Organism: Tetrapisispora phaffii CBS 4417
Lineage: Eukaryota; Fungi; Ascomycota; Saccharomycetes; Saccharomycetales; Saccharomycetaceae
Gene: APC4
Product: anaphase promoting complex subunit 4
Exons: 1
Coding region: 1-2058 (685 amino acids)
Biological process (GO): positive regulation of mitotic metaphase/anaphase transition; protein K11-linked ubiquitination; anaphase-promoting complex-dependent catabolic process
Cellular component (GO): anaphase-promoting complex; nuclear periphery
Molecular function (GO): protein binding
Source: RefSeq, a predicted model, not a curated record
AUGACUGAACACUCCGAUUCGCAGUUAUAUUAUUACAAGUUAAACCCUAUAUAUCAGUUAUAUACUUUCAAAUCUGAUAAAGGGCUAGCUAUAUGCACUAUUUCAGAUCAUUCAAUUCUAGCAACUAUAUUUAUAAAAGAUUUCAGUUUGGUUGUUGAUUUCUUUUGGGAUUCCAUUACAGGAAAAUUUUUAUUAUUUGCUUUUAAUGAUGGAUCAAUUAGAGUAUAUGACAUAUUUAAAUUAGGAAGAUUAGUUUCAUUUUUCAGAAGCCCUCUAAAGCAAAUUAAAUGUGUUUAUUGGGAUAGGAUAAUAAUUACAGAAACAUUAGAUCAACAGUUGAAGAUAUUUGAUUAUGAUUUGACUAACUCAAUGCCGACACUUGUAAAGUUUGUCAAAGAUCCACAAGGAUUGCAAUUGGUACCAGUUCUAAAGAAUACACAGGCUUGGCGGCAAAUUGAUGUUGAUCUAAACUUAAAAUUAGAGAAUAGUAAAACAGAGGUUUCGACAGAUGAUGUUCUGGACAUUCAUUUACUAUAUACAGAGAGUGGUAUGGAUAAUUUUGCUGUUUUGGUAAAUGGUGUAUACGACUUGUCUGAUAUUCAUGUUCCAAAUCGUUCCCCAAAUAAGGUAAUAAAGUUAGUCAAAGCCUCUCAAGGAAAAUACUUGGGAUUUUAUGAAAAUGCUUCCUACAGGUUAAUUGAUGUGACUCCAUUUUCUUCGAAUGAUAUUAGAGUGAAUCUAUUGAAUAAUUCUAUUGAUCUUCGUAACUCAGUCUCACUACUAAAAGAACAAAUCGAAAUAAUAAAAAAAGAAUUGAUAUCCCCAUUUGAAUCAUUCAUAAAUCUCGUUUGUGUCGAUGCAUAUGAAGGAUAUGACAAUUUAUACAGAUCAAUGACUAAUCUUUUAUUAACUGGAGAAAUUAGUGAAGAGUUUGAAGAUUGGUUAAUAAAUACCAUCGGAGAAAGAAAUUUACGAAAAUGGAAGAAUCUGGGGAUUGAAUUACUUGAUAAACUUGUUCAAAUACUCAGUUUGAUCUUUAUUCCAAUAACAGAAAAGUUUAUAAUAACUGCAGAAAGGAUUCAAAAUUAUAUUACUGCAAUGAGACUAUCAGAUAAUAGCAAAAUAUUAGAGAACGAUUCAGAGAUUAAUGAUUUGAUUUUGAACUUAUCAAACAUUCUAAAGACUUCGAUAAAGCAGAUCCCCAUUCUAAAUAAUGAUAAAAUGGCAUUUGAAAUUUUCAUUGACUGGAUUAGAAAUACUAUAUAUCUUAUCAUUGAUGAAAACUAUAAAAGUAAGCUUUCACUAAGCUCAAGUAAUUCAUAUCCUUUUGAUAUACAAAAAUAUAUUAAUCUUCAAUUUAAGGACCAUAAUAAAGCAAUUUUGACUGUCGUUGAUGAAUUUGAAACAUAUGCGAACAAAAUUUUAAUUGACCUUGAUAUGAUUGAUGAAAAAUUGAUUAAACCACAUUUGAAAACAUCUAUUAUAAUAAGUGAUAUUAUUGAUAAUACUUUACAAAACUCAAAUAAAAUCUUUGAAUCAUCGAAUUUGAAAGUUUUAGAUGUUUUAAGAAUCGAAGAGAAAAGUUGUUUUCUAUUUGUUGUCAAAGAAUUGCCUUUAAAUCACAAUAGUGAAAUAGCUACACAUAAUUACAAAAUUAUUUUAUCAUCUGAACCAAGAAUAGGAAACAAUCAUUCAGGAAAACCAUUAAUGAUUCCAGAAAAAUAUCAAAAUUUACUCUUCAAAGAGAUGAUUAUAAUUGAGCAUUUAUUUCAAAGAAAUGGAAAUACCACAUACUUAGAUUCCUCAACAAUGCUGAGAAGUCAGUUAGCCUUGAAUAAAUUCAAUGACGAUGAAUUUAAUCAAAACAGAAAUAAUACAACUAAAAUUUGUUUACUGUUAAAAUUUCAGAAGAAUGAUUUGUCUAAGGAAUUCGACUACGUUUACGGUAAAGUUUGCAUAGAAGUUGACCAACAUUUUAACAUAAUACAAUCCCCUGCGCCUUUUCAAAAUCAAGAUGUGUUGAUGUCUCUAGAGGUUCAGUUUGAAACGACAAAUUAA